CGUGCCGGCGGCGGGGGCAAGCAGUCGCAUCGUGACCGCGCGCCGCACCGCGUGUGCGUUCGUUUCGCGCCCGUCGAAUUCGCCGCGAACACGGCCGAAAACGAGGGUUCAGCCAUGGUGUCCGUGGGCUCGUGGAGGCGCCGUACGCCCGACGACUGCGAGGAACGCUCCGAACCCGGCGCCUCCAGCUCAGGAGUGCCGCGGGCUCCGCCGAACUGUGCGCGAUGCCGCAACCACCGGCUCAAGGUGGAGCUGAAGGGCCACAAGCGAUACUGCAGAUACAGGCAUUGCACUUGCGAGAAAUGCCGCCUCACGGCAGACCGGCAGCGAGUGAUGGCGCUACAGACUGCACUGCGUCGUGCCCAGGCGCAAGACGAUGCGCGCGCGCGGGCUCUAGAGUCAGGGCUGCAGCCCCCGGGCGUGGAGCUGGAGCGUCCCGAGCCGCCCAUCGUGAAGGCGCCGCGCAGCCCUACAGUGCCGCCGCCGCCCACGCGCUCGCUGGGCUCGGCCAGCUGCGACUCGGUCCCUGGCAGCCCGGGGGUCUCGCCCUACGCGCCGCUGCCACCGUCCGCGCCCCCGCCGCCGGUCAUGCCACCGCUGCUGCAGCAGCAACAGCCCGGUUAGUAGAUUCCUUAGUUCUGCAUUCAAGUUGGUGAAGUUUAAAAGAAAGUUUCUGUCAUUGUUUGAGGAUGCGCGUGCGCAUUUACGGUUUGUGAACAUUUAUUUACGAUCUGUUACUUCUCAAUAGUGCACUCGCUGUGACAGGCUGUUACUGCAAAAAAGCUAGCCAGUAUUUUAUAGUGACAUAAUUUCAAGAUUUACGAGAAAUCCUUCAAAAUUGCCUGCAAUAACAGUAAACUAAGCAAGCUAAGUGUAUCUUGGUCAGUUUAGCGAUAUCGCCUAAUUAGCACAGUUUUUGAACGUGUAACAUUCUAGCGAGAACAAAUAAUUCUCUUACCAUAAUUGAAAAGUAAAGUCUUACGCAAACAGCAGGGCUAGUAAAUACACUUCAAAGGGCCUGCCAUUGUAAGUGUUAUUGCGUAAAUUUAAAUAACUUAGAACGUUGGUUAAGCGACCGCCUUAGGCCUACAACUGAUGGGAAAACUGAGAAAGACGUGAUACAGAUUAGAUAACACUCUAGUAGUAAAGUAUCUGCUAUUACUAUCUACCUAGUUUCAUCUUAAAAUCAUGACGUAUCAUUAGACUUCUUAACAGCACGCAAAAAAUCAAGUCUUUAAAGGCACUCCCAGAUCCUAUUUUAAAAAGAGGUGCUCUACAAAAAGUCCUAUACGUAAAUCAUACUUACAAAAUAAAACUAUUUAUGUUUAAUAUGGAUUUAAUUACUAAAGCAAGUUUGUUUAAUCAAUCAGUCUGACUGAACUUCAACCUAAUUAGUUGUAGGCCUAUUUGAAUAUCGCGUAAAUGCUAAUCUGAGUAUUUUCUUGUUCCUUUUUUAUCUACUGUUGAAUAAAACGCUUAUUAUAAUUAUUAUAUUGUCAAUUAAAACUGAAUGAUCUGAAUAGGUUAGAGAAACAUCUAAAAUCGUCAAACCGUGACUUAGAAAGCGGGUUAUCUCUACAUUAUGUCUUACUCAGCACUUAGAGUCGUGGAUAAAAACCUUUUGAAUUUAGUCGACUUAAUUUUUUUUUCGUAUUUUAAUGAAUGAAAACUCUAAAACUCUAAACAUUUAAACAUGUUAAAAUUACACAAAUACAGCAGCAUCAAGUGUUUUUUUUUAAUUAUUUGUGGCAUGUUUUUGGUAUUCAAUUGAUCUAUACCAAAAAUUACGUAUAGUAGUAGUUAGUAACCCUAACAAUAUCCUAUGUGAAAACAAUAAAGUAGUACUUAUAAAAUAAUCAUUAAAUGAACAGCCGGGACCUAACCACUAUUUUCAAUGUGAAGAUGGAUUAAUUAUGAUAGAAUAGCUUAUCAAAAACAUUCAGCGCGAUUCCCGUAUUAUUUUAUUCAUUGGGAAAUAUUUUUUUAUCAAGUAGGUAUGUAGUAUUCCAUCAAUAAAAUAAGAUGACGAUUGUAUUCAAUUAAUUAAAAAAAAUGUGCAUUGAUAUAUUUUCAAAUUCGUAACAAAUGCAAGACUACAUAGUGUAUUUUUUAUCUUCCUACUACGUGGAGUCGACGAAUCUAUUAAUCCCAAUUAUCAAAAAAUAAAGAAUCUAAUAAUCUAUUAUCAAAAAAUAAUUACACAUAUGCACCAGAACCACAACUAUAAAACUCUAAAUACAACUUUAUUAACGAUUACUACGUCGAAAAUCUUAAUUUAAAUAACGUAUUUGACAAAUUCCAUUCAUACUUCAAUUAGUUAUUUAAAAAGUGUGCCAAAAGAACAAUUUAAUAUUAAUAGGUAUUUUUCAUUAAUCGUUUUAGCACACUGUCAUUUCGCCCGUUUAUAAGGUUCUUUUUACAACCUGCCAAAAAGUUAAAUCGACCACAAUAGAAUUAUAUGUUAUUUUUUUUUGUAUUUGAAAUAAAUUUUAUUUUCUAUUUAUUUCCGUCGGAUUGCACCUGGCAGGUUCCAUGGUAUGUUUAUAAAAUGUGUGGAAUACCUACAUGCAUAUUCCAAGCAUCGGUUUUUUUUAAGAACUUUUUAAUUAAAUAUUUAGCUGUCACAUCGGAAUGUCGAAAUAAUAAAUUGUUUAAUUUAUAGAAUGAAAUGAUCUGGACAAUUCGCUUUCUUUUUACCAAAAUAACUGAAGUUAAUUGACUUGAUUUGUAAAGGUUAAAUCAAUUAAAGUAAUUGAGAUAUUUUAAUAAUUAUCACUUAAAUAUAUUUGUCCUUUAGGACGAAUGUUGAAAUUCUCGCUUCAUACACUCUUAUUAAAAUUCAUAAAAAAACAAUUUAAAACAUAUUGUGUUAUACUUUUUUAAAUAUUUAUUUCCAAGGCACAUAGGAUCAAACUCGAUUACUCUACUCGACUCUAAGAAGACCUCAGACUGUAGCCAAGCCUUUGCAAAUCAAAGAAACAAAUCAUUCUUGUCUAUUUAUUAAAUAUCUGUGUAAUUUAAAUGGCCACCUUGAUAUAUUUGUUUGAAUAAUUACCCUAACUAACCGGUAUUUCUCAUUACCAAGUUCUAUUACUACCUUAUUUAGAAGUUUCUUGUUAAAACCAAAACAAGUAAUAUUUAUGAUAACUGAGAUUUACGUGAACGUCGGAACAUUGAAGCAAAACUAUUUGAAUGGGCUUUUCUUCCUUUCUAUGUGAUACAGUAUUCAUAUAUUCUUGACUGUUGUUACUUCAUUUCGAUAAAAAAAAAUACUUUAAUGUUUAUAAAAAUGUCAGAUAUCCGAAACUCCUCUUUAAAGCUGACUUAUUUUUUGAUGGAUGAUACGUAACAGCCAUUUUCUAAAUUCGUUUUUUGAAAUCUUCCCGCGUAUUACAAUAAGUAAGUAAUGUAAGUACGUUUUGGGACAAUCUUAAAAACAAAGAACAAAUUUAUUAUUUCAAUUCAUAUCACACAUUUAACAUGGUGUUAAAAAAACUUUCAUCACAUUGAUUUAAUUAUAAUAAAAAGUGUCAACAUGUUCUGUAUAUGAAACAACGAACGCCUAAAAACCGUUUUGAUUUAAAGUAAAUACUUUUUACUAAUUUAUCCUAGUUAAAACAUUUUUCAAAUAAAUUCUUUUCAAUUUAUGACCCAAAAUGUUUGCUAAAAUGUCUCCAUUCAAAUAUAUUAUCUUGAUAUGGCCGUUGCAAGUCAGUAAUCAAUGUUUUUGAGAUAACGGUUGUUGUGCGCGAGAAGUGAUAAUGAUAACAUUAGUAUGUUUACAUUAAUCAUUGCAUUAUUAUUGUUACCAUGUGUAAGUAGUUCACGUCGAUUCUUAAUUCCAUUUUUGGGUAAGACACUGCAUGUCUCUGACCAGGCUGUACCUCAUGAACCGGGUUACGCAGUUGAAAGUUUUACAGAUACUACAUCAUAUCAAUAAUAAAAAACAGAAUAUACUUUAUAAAUUCUUGAGUUUAGAUUUGAAUAGAUAAUGGAACGGAAUUCUAACUGCGUGAGGUUGUCUCGCACUUUAUCGUUUUUUGGGUUAAUUAGACUAGAAAAUGACGUUUCAAAAAAAGUGUCGCAAAUUCGAUAACCCUAUUGAGAAAUCAGUACUGUUUAACACUUUUAUAAAUAUGUUAUCAAACGCAGUGGGUGUAGUGAAUGUUUGGACCAGUAAACCUUGUCCGGUUUAAAUACAUUAAUUUCUCAAAAGGAACAAUUCUCUUAUUAAGCUAUGUGGAAACAAUGUUUAUUAAAGCAUUAAAUAACACAUACAAGGAAAGAAAUAGAAGGCAACCUAGUUAAUAUUAGUGGACCUUUUAAAAUGUUUCUAGACUGGUGUUUACGUCAUCGGCCCUAUUUUUAGACAGUUCAACUCAUGCAUAGUUUGAACUCUGAUCCUUGUAAAACAAAUUGAAAGAGUCGUUAUUUGUUAAAUGUAAAAAAAAAUAUCCAGAAGAAUUAACAUAAUUCGAGUCAUUUCUUGCCGACGUGAGUUGUUAGCAAUCUAUCUUGUGUAGUAAUAAGGCUUUAUUUAGAUUAAGUGGCAGGGGUCAGAUUGAAGAAUGGUCUUACAGGAAUUUCCCACCGCAGAUAUUUCUAAUAUACUUAAUUAGUAUCAUUAGCAAGUUAAUUCACUUUGCAGAAUCACUUGUGCAGGGAGAGAAGGUAAAUUAUAACAAUACAAGAUUACAUGUACGAAACUUCUUAGUAUCUAGUUUUAAGGUGAAUCUUUAAAGUAUAAAAAAUAGUUUUUGAUACCAUCCGACGGCUAUGCUCAAAAGGUAAUUUAAUAUUUUAACUUAGUCCCUUACAAUCCGUAGUCAUUCAACAAUAUCUCGGAUCUGAUGACGACUCAUCGUUAGCUCUACUUUCAUUUCAUAGAAUAUUUUAAGCAUGUCACAGAAAUAUCACUCAUACAUGCAUUUCCAAAAACAAAACUCUUUUACACCAUCAAAUACAACUAAAAAAUGCUUAUGUCUAGAAUGAAAAUGCAUAAAUAAACAUAAGAGAGAUUUCUAUUAUUAGAAACUUAAACCUGAUUAAUUUUAUGUAGAUGCUAACUGUGUGAAACAAUAAUUUCAGAGUAAAGAGACACUUUUUAAACGCCCCAAAUGUAAGAAUUAAUUUAUCCGCCGGCAUCGAAACCCACCCUCCAGAACUUACUCGCAUUUCAUUUGUUACUUAGGACGAAAACCAGACUGAAAACUUUUAGCAACACUUCAUUAACACAAAAUAAUCUAACUCUCUUUUAACGCUCGUUACUUUUUCGUUAAGUUAUAGUUAUACUCGACCGCAUUCGCAAGAAGGAAACCAAUUCUAUCGUCUAUCAUUUUCCAAGCGUAGGAUCAAGUUCCAAUCUUGCUGAAUUUAAUCUUUAUUGAACACAUUCCUUUCUUCUAAUAAAUAAACUUUUCAGUCACAAAAACAAGACGCCCCAUGUCUAAAUCAUAAAAACAAUGCAGUCGUAGAUCAAAAGUUAACUAAAACCACUUAAUUUGUUUGCAAAUAUUUCUAUCCGUCAAUAUUCAAUCUCCUUGGAACUCAAACACUUGCAUUUAUUAUGUAAAGUAAAUCAUAAUAAAAUGAAUACGUAGAUAACGUGCUUACACUCAAGCGAGAUGAGAUAGUAUAGGUAGGUGACCUAUGAAAGAUAACUAAUUGUUGCAUUUAAUUAUCAUUGAUACGUAAUUGAAAAGAUUAUUGUUUUGUGUCCCCUGUUACAAUGUCAGAGUUGUAAGACUGAUGAGAGUUUUGAGGCCUGUCACCAUUUUUAAGGCUUCAUUCACAUUAUUACCUGGCCUAGACCCCCUAUGGGGUCGUAGGUCUAAACCAAUGGUUUCCAAAGUGGGUGAUAAAAACCCCUUUGGAGCUGACUUUGCAGUAGUUGGGCAGCAGCUAUGUGAUGCUGCCUUCAAACGCGGCGGUAAGAGAUCCAAAUAAAUGUGUUUGUGUUCAACUUACAGCGCUUACGUCAUAAGUGAGAUACGUGCAGCAAAAAAUAAUUGUGCAGUUUUUAAAAAGUAAGUUAAAUUAAUUAAGUUUGGUAACCGCUAAUCAAUUGAAUUGAAACUAACUCUGCUUUCAUCAAAGUUACGGCUUCUAGAGAACCCUGCAGUCGUUUCUGGUAAAUGUAUUCAGUCUAUUUAGAUAAUUUUUUGUGCUAUGAAGCCACAUUGUGAAUUACUGUUGCAUGAUAGAUGAUAUUUAACAAAGAUGGCGUUACAUACGUGAGAUAUUUUUAAGAAUAAAAAUAUAGACUUACAGAUAUGCGUGUAUAUUUCUUUAUUGAAAAACCGCUUCAUUAUCCGUCAGUGAUUGUCAUUUUUUUAAGACUAUCAAAGACAAUAUUUCUUCGCUCACGAAUAUGCAUUUUUUUUGUAAUCUAUACUUUGACAAGAAUAAUGUAUUAUUAUGCUCACAACAACCCGACGGCUAUAAUUUAAACAUUAUUUGAUAUAUAUAUCUAACUAAUAGUUUAUGAAGUGUUGUUGUGUCAUAUAUCUAAUAUAUUUAUUAAAAUAUAAUGAUCUAGUGUUUCACGACGAGUCUAUUAGAAAAUAUUAUUUACCUGCGUCAAAAAAACUUAAGUAUGUAUUGUUGUCUUGUUUUUUUUGUAAGGUUUAUGCUGCUGUCUCUUUCUCGCCUUAGGCUUGUACCCCAUACAAGGGGUGUGGGAUUCCGAUAGGUCGUCCAAGUAAGGGAGAAUGGGGGUGGGGUGGCCAUAAAAACUUAAGCCUAUGGGCGGGGCGAGCCUAUACUUAUGUAAAGACUUUUAUAUAAACCAGUCUUGCGUUAACUUGGACAGGAGAAAGAAGAAACUUAAUCGAUAAAAUAGGGCGUUGAUUUAGUAUAUAAUUCCAUCAAUUUAAUUCAGAGUUUUAUGUUUUUUUUUUGUAAAGGCAUAAUAGAAAUUAUGAAUAUCUUUGAUAUCCUGGCUUUUUUAUAUUAAUAGAUAUUUAGCGUCGGAAGUGAAAGAAUAGAACAAGUUUUCUUAUGUUGUGACAAAAUGUAUGCAAAACAUUUCCGAUAUUCUUUUUUGCAAAACGUUUCAUGCUAUUUGUUUCUAUAAAUGAUAUAAAAAUAAAUUAUAAACAUAAUUUCUAAUGUCGCAGUCAUAACCAAUUUAAAAACAAAUCGACAUUUUCAUCCACAACAUUGACAUUACAAAUACAAAUUCGUUAUAAAUCAAUCUUCCGCAACUAAUCAAUAAAAAUAGAAGUUUCUUAACUGGAAGCUUCCAGAAUAUUCGAGAAGCUUCGAGAAUCUUCUCGAUACUUCGAGUAAAAGAGUUUCAAAUGAGUCUGAACAAACGAGCUUAGUUGGAGGAUUCGAAGGGAAUUCAACGGAAAACAAGGUUGCGUUUCCGUCAAUACUUGUCUAGGGAUGAUACCUAGAUACCCAGUUUGUUUUGUUUGGCUCACCCUCGCGGUGUAGGUCACUGCUAGGGUUGCUUACACCAAAAAAAUGGUAACGGGAUGGCGUGAUAAAGUAUUACUCGCUAAAAAAUAUAGGCAAAAACUUGCAAUAAGCAAAAAAAUUGUACUAAAUAGUUGUUGAAUCUGUUUAACGGAUUUGUAAAAAUUGAUUUAAUCUAAUAAAUCAUACUGUCUUUUGAAUGUGCCACCACAAGACCAAAUUUUCUUUAACAUUGAAAUGCAUGAAACAUUUUCAAGUAUGAAAAAUAAUAAGAUAUAGGACGACUUCUUUACUAAAUCUUUGUGUUGUUGAAAGGUCAAAGUAUAACAAUCGUUUCAGUUAUGUUGUAGAAGAAAAUGUUGCGUCAAACUGUCUGACAUCUAUCUUGUAAACCUACGGUUGUAUGCGAUUACUGCUCUAAUCUAAAUUAGUCUGGGAAUGUAGAUAACAUUCAAGUACUAUUAGUUAUAUGCAAGCCUACCGAGAAAAUGAUAGCUAUUACUUAUUAUCUGAGUACUGGAUUUUUACUGCUGCGGCAAUAUCUUUUUCUAUACCAUGCUCAAGCUAAACUUUUAAUUUCCUCAGUAAAAUGUAGAUGUAUGUAGCUCAAAAUCUUCAAGAGGUUUUUUUUUUAAUUUUAAGAUGUUAAGGAAUCGUUGUUUACAAAACAAAAUAAUACUUUGAAUGUUACUUUCAUGUCUUAAAACAUAAAAUCAUAUGCGUUUCGAACGACAACCGACCGCUCUAUAUCCGUCCCAUUUCACUGUAACUACUUAACAUUUAAUUUAUUUUCACUUGCAAUAAAGUUAGCAAAAAGAGUAUUGGGUAGUGACACCCCUGACGCAAACGUUUGAUGUUUUACGAUCGCACCGCUUGUCAUUAAACUUCCCUAUUUCGGACGGAUAGCUUAGGGCUGUCGCGUCACUCGGGGUGGGUAUUUUACAGAGGCUGAAUUGUACGAAGACAUUCUACCUAGUUUAAGUUAAAAUAUUUAAAAUCCGAUUUAACAAUUGAUUUUUAUCUCUAUCUUCUAGGCUAAGUUUUUUUAUGAUAUGAUUCAUCAUCUUUAAGUGAUCAUUAAUCUUUCAACGAUUACAUGUUUAAAAUGCAUUACAAAAAUAACACAAAAUUGAUAUUUUAUAUUAAAAUAAAAUUUUAAAGAAGGUAGUGCCAACCCUAAACUUAAGGGUUAAAAUUUUACGUGCCCCCGUAUUUCGGGCAGUAGCGCGGGCGGGCAAGGUCGGUAUAUAUCUAAAUAGAAACGUAUCUACGUAGAUAUACAACUACGUGGAAACGUAGAUACGUAGAGACGUAGCGCCACCUAACGUCUUCUUUGUGUAGACUUAUUGUGCCAACGAAAUAACUCACACGUUACGUUUUGAAUAAUUCCGGCUGAGAUAACAUUGUUUUGGGGUGUAUUUUCAUGCAUUUCUUCUUCGUAGCGCUUUAUUUAAGCUAUGUUUGGGUCGGGUUACAGUCUCACCACGGGAUUCACUCUGAAUACAGUUCAAGAAGCGGCUAUAUUUGUUUUUUUUAUUCUUGGAUGGUAAAUAGAUAGAUAGAUAGAAUACUCUUUAUUGUACCCCAUAAGGAAAAACAAUUAUAGAAAAAUAAUAAAACAAUAGUAGGUAUCUAUUAAAGACGUGAAACCAUUUGAAAAACACUCAAGUUAAAAAAAGACGAAUUAAAAGACGAGAUUUUUGCAUAUUAAAAAUUUAGAACAAGUAUUCUAUAAAAUAAUUCACACAGUUAAAAACAUUUACAAUAUGUUUCAUCCUUGUAAUAUUAAUGCAAGUAUUAAGAAAAACUCACAAUAAACGAAUAAAUCAUCAGUCACUGACAAAACGGGCAAAAAACAGCACUGUUGUCAAUUGAAUCCAGUUUUUUUUGCUUAAUAAUUGAUAAUUGAACAGCAAAACCAUUACAUGGACGGCAAUAGUACAAUUUUCCUUCUCAUACAUACACGUGGAACUGAUGCAAGUCUAUUGUGUACUAAUUAAGUACAUAUUACAUAAUUAAGAUAAAUGGUGCAGAAUACUGAGAUAACCAUUCUCGUGCCGCGUCUAUAUUACGUAGUCUGUGGUGAUCGCGUUCGCCUCUAGCUAUUUCUGUGCUCUGUGUAAUUGAUUGACGUCACGGUAUUUAUAAAUGCAUGGUAACAUCUACAUAUUUAUGUAUUUAAUUUAAAUAUUCAGUAUUUUAUG
Molecule: messenger RNA, 9626 nt
Organism: Trichoplusia ni (cabbage looper)
Lineage: Eukaryota; Metazoa; Arthropoda; Insecta; Lepidoptera; Noctuidae
Product: protein doublesex-like
Exons: 1
Coding region: 115-624 (169 amino acids)
Biological process (GO): sex differentiation; regulation of transcription by RNA polymerase II
Cellular component (GO): nucleus
Molecular function (GO): DNA-binding transcription factor activity, RNA polymerase II-specific; RNA polymerase II cis-regulatory region sequence-specific DNA binding
Source: RefSeq, a predicted model, not a curated record